Molecule: messenger RNA, 1102 nt
Organism: Manihot esculenta (cassava)
Lineage: Eukaryota; Viridiplantae; Streptophyta; Magnoliopsida; Malpighiales; Euphorbiaceae
Product: ADP-ribosylation factor 2
Exons: 7
Coding region: 314-859 (181 amino acids)
Biological process (GO): intracellular protein transport; vesicle-mediated transport
Cellular component (GO): cytoplasm
Molecular function (GO): GTPase activity; GTP binding
Source: RefSeq, a predicted model, not a curated record
GCGUGGCGUUCACAUUUGGUAAGAAAGAUCAAUCGAACACCUGAUCUGACCACCAUGACCAACCGACCAGGCAUAGUUACGUUAUUACCCCUUAGGAGCCAGCCGAUGUCGCAGCUCCUAAUCAAUAAUUUGUUCAAAAAGUAAGGGCAUUUCCGUUAAUUCAAAAUACAACAGCAAUCACCUCCUUCCAUAACGCGUUGGUAUUAAGCUUCGUUUUUCAAUUUCUCCUACUCAUUCUCGCGCGCUAGCUCUCUCUGCGAUUUUCCGACUGAGUCAAAUAUCUCCAGAAAGGGAUCAACAGCUGAGAGCAGAAAUGGGGUUGACAUUCACGAAGCUUUUCAGCCGGCUUUUUGCCAAGAAGGAAAUGCGAAUUCUGAUGGUGGGUCUUGAUGCAGCUGGUAAGACUACGAUCCUGUACAAGCUCAAACUUGGAGAGAUCGUCACCACUAUUCCCACUAUUGGAUUUAAUGUGGAGACUGUGGAAUACAAAAACAUCAGUUUCACUGUGUGGGAUGUUGGUGGUCAGGACAAGAUUCGUCCCUUGUGGAGGCACUACUUCCAAAACACCCAGGGUCUCAUAUUCGUGGUGGACAGCAAUGACAGAGACCGUGUUGUGGAGGCAAGGGAUGAGUUGCACAGAAUGUUGAAUGAGGAUGAGCUGCGAGAUGCACUGUUGCUUGUAUUUGCUAAUAAGCAGGAUCUUCCAAAUGCAAUGAAUGCUGCUGAGAUCACUGACAAGCUUGGGCUACACUCCCUCCGUCAGCGUCACUGGUACAUCCAGAGCACCUGUGCUACCUCUGGUGAGGGCCUUUAUGAGGGCUUGGACUGGCUCUCCAAUAAUAUUGCUAACAAGGCGUAAAACAAACGAUGAGACUUUUUGUGGAAUGAGAAUUCUGGAUGCAGGGUGAAUAUUAUCUAGUGGAUUUGAUUUUCUUUUUGAGAGAACUGGAUUGUGUUUACAUCGCUUUUCUUUUUGGGAUGAUCCUUACAUUUAGGACCCUUUAGAUGGUUAUAUAUUGUUGUAGAAUAUUGGGUGGAUGUACUAUUGAGCAUCUUUGAUGCAAUGUUUCUAGCUGUAAUUGAAAUGUAUUUUACUGCACCA